Phyllopteryx taeniolatus (common seadragon) is the source of this 3206-nucleotide messenger RNA. RefSeq names its product neurosecretory protein VGF-like. The transcript is spliced from 2 exons. The record is from RefSeq and is a predicted model, not a curated record. NCBI's taxonomy places the organism in Eukaryota, Metazoa, Chordata, Actinopteri, Syngnathiformes, Syngnathidae. Gene Ontology annotation, molecular function: neuropeptide hormone activity. Bases 330 to 2057 code for a protein of 575 amino acids.
CUGACGCUGUCCGCGGUGCUGAAAACAGGCGGCAGGAAGACGAGGAAUCCCUGCUGUGGAAUCUAAAGAAGUCCAGGCUAAAUUAGACAGCGGCAAAUGAAAUUAGAAUAGAGCAGCAACAACAACAAAAAGAAAAGCGUGACACCAGCUCGAACAACGAGAAGACGCGCACACACAGAAAGAGAGACACGCACACACACACACACACACACACAAGGAAGUGCGCUGUGAAGCGUGACAACAAGACUGUGACGUCCCGACGAGUGGAGGCUGGAAUCCCCUCACAGUGCUCCCACCUCAAGAAUUCCCCAUCCUGUUUACCGGUGGCCAUGAUGGGUUACCGCGACACCCCGAGUGCCCUUCUCCUCCUGGUUCUCCUAACAUGGGCCGCCUCCGCUGACCCCAGCGUGACCCCUGACACGCGACACGUCAUCCCUACUGAGACGGCACGCUCGAGAGAUGAGGAGAGAACGCCCGGAAGAGCGGCGAAGGCAGACGACCUCUUCGACGACGUGGAUCCCGAAACGCUCGCGGCGCUUUUACUGGCGGCGCUCAAUCGCACGCGGGAGCAGAGCAGGAGGGAGGAGGACCACCCGGCGGAGGGGGAGGAGCGGGACAGAGAUGGCCGACUGAAGCUGGAGCUGCUGAUGGCCGCCCAGGGGAGGGAGGAGAGGAGGAAAGCCGAGGAGGAGGAGGAGAGGAUGACCGAGAGGGUGAGCAGUCGCACCACGAGCCAGACGGUCCCGGUCCAGACGCAAGCGCCGCCCGAGCAAGGCGGCGCCGAGGAGGAGCAGCUCAACCCGGAGGAGCUUAAGAGUCUGGAGAACGUGAUGAAGGAAUUUCCUCGCUUGGACACGGCCGUGAAGAGAGGCGGGGAUUCGGGGCCAAACCAAAGGGAGAGUCGGGGCUACGGCAGCUACAAUGACAUCAUCCCAUUCAACAAAGGCAACAAUGUGGCCACGUCCGAGAAGAAACUGAAAUGGCAAGAGGAGACGCAGAAGGCCUUCAACGUUCCGUCAUUCAGAGGGAACGUCAUGGACGACUUGCCGCUGCCCGAAGACGACGAGGAGGAAGAGGAGGAGGAAGUGUUAAGUCCCGAGGAAGAGGAGGCCCGGGCCAAAGCGGAGCAGGAGGAGAUGAGGAGGCAGGCGGCCGAGGCGCAGCGAGCCAAGCUGGAGGAGGAGAAGUUGGCUGACAUCGCCUCGGAUAUGCUGCUGCGCUACAUGGUCAAGCAGAACGGCGGCGGGAAGUACGCGUCGCCGUCUCCCAACGCCGCCGAGGACAAGAGGUCGGAGGAAGACCGGGACCGAGACGACAUCGACCCCCAGACCAUCGACAAGCUGAUCGAGAUCUCCAGCAAGCUCCACCUGCCGGCCGACGACGUGGUGGACAUCAUCAGUGACGCGGAGAAGAAGAAGAAGAAGAAGAAGGACGUGACCCCGCUAAUGCCCGCGUCGCCCGCCGGCUCCUCUCCUGGAUCCGAGGACGCUCCCGUGGGCUUCGCGGUCUCCAAGCAACCUUCUCCGGCGCUCCAUCUCCUUCAAAGCUGGUUUCAGGAGCAAUCGCCAACCAGGUCCAAGGAAUUCUGGAGCAGUCCCGUAUCCAAUCCGUACGUGUGGGCAAAAGCGCUGAAGCCCAAGAAGCAGAACCCCUGGGGUCUGGCACGCUACCCCUACACACGGCCCUCCUUCUACCCCGUCUACUUCCCCCCUCGGCGGCCCACGUACCGGUACUACGUCCCCGAGCACUCUGUGACCUUAAACGCCUUUCUGCAGCGCUCCCGGGACGGCGCCUACGCCUUCCAGCCCAAGCAACGCUACCUCAACUGGGUGCAGCCCCGCUUGAGGAAGCCCCCCGCCGCCCUCCAGCGCAAGCCCUACUACCCCAGAUACCGCUUCCCCUCGUACCCCCAGAGGCCACUGGCCGCUCCCAGGGUCCCUCUGCCACAGGAGCAGUUUUACCAGUCACCCCCGAAGGGAUACUUGUCCAACAGUAAGGGACACCUGGAAAAAUACAUUGAGCGGCUACUCAUGAAGAGGCCGCGGGUGCAGGACUGAAAAAAAAAAAAAAAGGUGCAGUAGAGAGGAGAUAACAGUGUUUUAUUCUAUGUUGACGUCCUUUGCCUCAACUGAUCCAUUGUUACUUGGACAUUCCAGGAGGUUUUCGGAACUCAGAUCCCAAAACAUUUGGACUUUUCAACAAUGCCAAGUAAGGGGGAUGAUGGAAAACAGCGGUGUUAUUUCAACUUCAACAACAACAACAAAAUUCAACAUCCCGAAUAUCCAGGCCGCCUUUCACAUGCGAAGAAGAAGAAGAAGAAAAAAAAAACAGCAGUUCCAAAUGUGACAUGUUCAGUAUUUGACGCCGGGGGCUGCGAGGCAGCUCGAUAAUGGCUCUAGUGACUCAUCCCAUUGCACAACUUCAAUUACCUUGUUGCUAUGGUGCCAAAGUGUACAUUUUAUUUCUGUUCUUUCGUUUACUGCUGCUGGGAGUCACAUUGCUUUGGGGGAAAAAAAAAAAAAAAAAAAACUCAAAAUAAUAUGUAUUUCUCAACAAAUCUCACGAACUGACCACAUUGUGUCGAUUUGCCUCUGAAUUGAAUUCCAUUCGGUAAUGUUUAAACUGGGUUGCACAAUCACCAGUAUUCUGCAUUUGCCAGUGGCCGUGGAAGUUGUUUACAUGAUGAUAACUUAUCUGCUGCCUAACAGGUCACUGUGACAUUAUAUUAGGCUUUUUGAUUUUUGAUUUUUUUGGGGGGGGCGGGGGGGUCAUUUGAUGGAAUGUAAGCACACAUGGGAUGAAGACACUCACGAUUGAGAAUGUUCCGGGCACAACUCAGAAAAACAAAUCAACCCGAGCGAGGAGUGAUUUGUACCAAAUUGAUAUUUGAGGGCAUUUGCGUAUAAAGGAGUGCACGUUUAUGUAUAAUUGCAUCUAAAAUGUCUUCUCUGAGGAGAUGACAACGCAACAAUGAAAAAGUACAUAUAUUUAAAAAAAAAAAUGGCUUCAAGAUGACAGAAGCAAUGAUGUUGUCGUACCUUGAGAUCCUUGUUGGAGUGAUGUACUGUUGUUGCUUGUACACGGCCUCUAGAUGUACCUUGUAAUUGUAUAAUAAACAUGCGUUUGCUGGAUAUGCAAGUAUGCGCAUGUCAAUGACUACUUUUGCUACACGCAAAGAAACCAAUAAAGUCGACUACUUUUUUUUU